Messenger RNA from Plectropomus leopardus (leopard coralgrouper), 7991 nucleotides. Lineage: Eukaryota; Metazoa; Chordata; Actinopteri; Perciformes; Serranidae. The record is from RefSeq and is a predicted model, not a curated record.
CCACAACACAGUACAGUACACACUAGUCCUCUGGUAGUGGCAGCAGCCAACAACACAAGUGUUCAGCCUCUCCGCGUUGCUUCAGUGUCUGCUCUGUACAAACUAGCCAUUUAUCAUCAAUCAUGGCCGCCGGAGUACAAAUUUAACUCCCGUCUUUCCUCCCUGUCGUCCGGAGGGGAGGAUUUUGGUUUGAGGAGACAAAAUAUUGGUCCCACACUGAUUUGGAUUUCCUCUCGGAAUUACAAUACAUCUCGCAAGGGAAAUACCAUUCAUGUCAAUACUCCAAAAUGCAGCCGCCGCCGAGGAAGGUCAAAGUGACACAGGAGCUGAAAAACACACACACAGAGCAGAUGACAAGACUGCACUUUAAACACCAGACUGAAUGUGACCUGCUGGAAGACAUGAGGAGCUACAGUCUGAAGAAGGGACAGCUGGAGAGGGACUAUGCACAGGCUCUGCAAAAGUUAGCGAGCCAGUACCUGAAGAGAGACUGGCCUGGAAUCAACCCUGAUGACCAGAGGACAGACUACAGGAAUGUGUAUGCUGUGUGGAGGUCCUAUUUAGAAGGCACAGUGCAGGUGAGCCAGUCCAGGCUCAACGUGUGUGACAACUACAAAAGUCAAGUAUCAGAGCCCGCUAAGACUGUUCGACUCUACAAGGAGCAGCAACUCAAAAAGACCAUAGAUCAGCUGAGUGGCAUACAAGCAGAGCUGCAGGAGUCAGUGAAGGAGUUGGCCAAAGCCAAGAAAAAAUACUACGACUGUGAGCAGGUUGCCCACGCAGUGCGAGAGAAGGCUGACAUCGAGGCCAAGUCCAAACUGGGUCUUUUUCAGUCAAGAAUUAGUUUACAGAAAGCAAGUGUAAAGUUGAAAGCUAAAAGAAGUGAUUGUAACUCCAAAGCGACACAGGCCAGGAACGACUAUCUGCUAACGCUAGCUGCUGCCAACGCUCACCAUGACCGCUACUACCAUACAGAUCUACUGCACUGCAUACAGGCCUUGGAUGGCAGGAUCUAUGAGCAUGUGAAAGACUACCUGGUAGAGCUGAGUCGUACAGAGCUUGAGGCCUCCCAAGCCACACACAACACCUUCCAGUUUCUGCUGGACAAAUCUACCAGGAUAAUACAAGAGUACAACCAGCAGUUGUUCAUGCAGGAGAACCCAGUGUUUCACAAAGCACACGACUUCCAGUUCCAGCCCAGUGAAUGUGACACGACUCUGAGCUCGGUGCAGCAGUUGGUGGACAUUGAGCCGUCGCCCGUCAGUGCCAUGAGAAUGACCCUGGCACAGAGUCGUCAGCUGGAGUCGGAGACGGGGACGACGGAGGAGCACAGUCUGAACAAGGAGGCCAGAAAAUGGGCAACCAGAGUGGCCAGAGAACACAAGAACAUCAUACAUUACAAGAGAUGUCUGGAGGAGUGUGAGAGCCACGGCCUUCCCCCCACAGAGCAGGGGAGACUAGAUCUUGAGUUGAAGAUAGAGGACACCAAAGAAAACAUUCGUAAAGCUGAGACAAUAAAGUUAAAAGCGGAGGCUCGGUUGGACCUUCUGCGGCAAGUUGGGGUUGCUGUGGAUACCUGGCUAAAGAGCGCCAUGAACCAGGUGAUGGAGGAGCUGGAGAAUGAACGUUGGGCCAGCUACACUUCCCACGAUCCCUCACUGUCGGGCACAGUGGACUUGGAGCGUGAGGAGGGAGAGGAGUGUGAAGAGAACAUGGAGGUUUUUGACGACAGCAGCUCCAGUCCUUCGGGAACCCUCCGAAACUACCCGCUAACCUGCAAAGUCCUGUACUCAUACAAGGCCUCUCAGCCAGAUGAGUUAACUAUUGAUGAGCAGGAGAUGUUGGAGGUCAUUGAGGAUGGAGACAUGGAGGACUGGGUCAAGGCUCGCAAUAAGACAGGUCACGUGGGCUAUGUCCCAGAGAAAUACCUGCAGUUCCCGACCUCCAACAGUUUGCUGAGCAUGCUUCAGUCUCUGGCUACACUUGAUGCUCGAUCACACACCUCGUCCAACUCCACCGAGCCUGAGCUGCACUCCAGCUGCAUCAAUGGAGACACAAACAUGAUGUAUGUCCGUGCACUUUACGAUUAUGAAGGCCAGGCGGACGAGGAACUCUCCUUUUCCGAGGGAGCCGUGAUCCGCCUGCUGAGCCGCGACACUCAGACAGACGAUGGCUUCUGGGAGGGGGAGCUCAACGGACGAGUGGGCGUCUUCCCGUCCGUGCUCGUCGAAGAUCUCACUGAGAAUGGGGAGACCAGUGGAGGAGGGCUGGGUGACAUACAGAUUUCUCCGUCUCUGAAGCUGCCAUGCUCUCUGCCACCUCUCCCGCUGUAUGACCAACCUCCCAUCAGCCCUUUCACCAGCCCCGAGACCUCCACCCCACCUCCUCUUCCACGCUCUCCCUCCACCGCACUCAACGGGGAGCACAAGCCUCCACCGCCCUCCUCGUCACACAAGGGACCGCUACCCACCCACAAUCAAAGCUCUGGCAAGAGUCCAGUUUCUCCAGGAUUUUCUCAGCCGCUGCGAUUCACCCCUGAAGGAGGCCCAAACAAACUACGACCUGUGCGCGCUGCUCCUCCUCCUCCGAAACAGCACUCCCGCCGACCGCAGGAGAAGAGCGACAAGACAGAGGAGGUGGAGAUCACACUGGUGUGACAGACAGACAAGCUGGCAGGCAGUUAUAGAGACAGAAAAAAUAAAAACAGAUGACAGACAGACACGUCUUAUAGGCUGGGGAACUGAACUGCUCUGAACUGAGGUCAGCUUAAACAAAGUGAGGUGAUGUAAACCGAACUGAACCACGUCCGACGCCCUCCCGGCCUCUCCACAUCUUUUCUCAUCCUGAAGUUGCGGAGGAGAGCAAAGAGAGGGAAUGAAGGCAGAGUAUCCAAUUAAGUAAUCUCCGUAUUAGCUUCCUAAUGAAGUGCAGCAGUAGCCGCCCACACGUCCCCCUCCGCCUUCCCCCGUCCUUCCAUUCUUGCCUUAAAACUUUACCUCAUUGGGCAGCAAACCAGAGCACACUGAAGAGGAGGAAGAGAAGGAAGAAUGUCUAGAGAGGGGGGGUGUGAGGGAAAGUUAAUGAUGAGUUUGGCAAGUUUUCUUUUAUCUUGUUACACUUACUUCAAGAUAUCGUCAAGUGGUUAAUCUCUCUAAACAGGAGGAUCAUUCUGCAGUGAGAAAUUUCCCUUUUUUCCGUCACUUGAUAACAAAUAAUUAUGAAACAUGAAAAGUUAUGGGGCCCUGAAAUUGAAAACGUAUAGGAGAGGGUUAAAGGACAAGUACAAAAAACGACUGAAUGCAUAACAAUACUAGUAGUUCAAAAAAUGCAAAUGGAUUGUAAAAAGAAAUGCGCUGCAUUAUAUAUAUAUAAUAAUUUCUUAUUUUCCCCAAUUAACAUUUGCCUCUCCUCAAACUUUUUUCCCCCCGUAAAACAUGUGAGAAUUAGGAAAAUUGCGAGGAGGAAAGGGGACUGUGUAUCUAACUCGCUUAACUGGCAACACUGGUACCUAAACACUCUGAUCAUCAGACUUUUCAUCUAGCUGCCGAAUUGAAGCGAACUAUCUUCAUAAAUGUGCACUUCUAUCUGUGAUCUUCUAUAUAAUGCACUGCAUAUUGCUGUAGCAUCACUGGAUGGAGCUAGUUAGAGCUUGCCGCUAAAGUUCAAGAUUUAUCGCCUCUUUUGUCCUAAAAAAAAGACAAGUGAAAUGCACUUAAAGAUUAAAAUAUUAUGAAGAUACAGGCAUAACGCUGAAGUUUGUGAACUUCUAGUUAGCAUAGUGGCCUAGCAAGUAGCUUAUUGGCUUAAAUCAGGUGUCCAGAAAGCGUGCUGGGCUUUGAAGUCAAUUUUCAUUGUGCCCAAAAUAUAGAAUUACAUUUUUACCAGGUCCAUCAUGUGAUGCCAUUCAGCCCAAAAAGACUUUUUGCUCAUAGACUUACAUUGUGAGACAGAUCCCUGUAUAUAAGUGUGUCGUUCCCCCCCCCCCCCUACCCUCGUUCAAGUUAGCCAAGGGCUGAACAGGAAGUAGCUGCUCAGCUCCUGAAAGUGCGUCUGCUCUAUGAGCUCAGCGAUGCCUACUAAGCUUGGGGUCAUUUUAGAAGUCAAAAUUUUUUGAUUUCAUGUGCCACUAACCAACUUUCAUCGAAAAUGAACGGAGCCCGGCCUGUAAGGCUGUAUCCACUUCUCUUAAUGCAUCUGUGACUAAAUUGCUUUAGCCACUUUUACGAGAGUUUAUUCUCUAAAACUACAGCAGUGUGCAGUGCAGUAUGUAGCUGAUAAACAUUAGUUGCAGUAGCUGGUUAUGACUAAAGUUAGCUUCAACUUGAUAGUUAAAAAAAAAAGGCUUGUGCUCAAUGUGUUGUUCAGGUAAGCUAGCUAGCUUAGCCACACAGUCCAGUAAAAAAAUAGGGAAUAGACAAAUGAGUAAAUGUGUGCCAAGACUAAAAAAAUGAAAAACAAAAUAAGCUGGUGAAAGAUAAAUAGUAAAUAUGAGUAAAAUAAAAUGUGUAGUUGACUUAUUUGACACCUUUUACUAUAAUUUGAGUCUCCAUUAAGAAGUAGGCCUGAUUAGAGCCAGUAAGUGUUUAACUUGCCAAACGUGUCAUGAUUUGGAUGGCAGUUGGGGUUGAAGUAAAUGGACAGAGAAACUGGGUGGUGUGUGGACGCAGUGUCCCCCCUUCACCAGCCCUUCCCUCGCCAUAUAUAGUCCUUAUCAUCAUACGUAUUCAAUGUGUAUUAGUACAGUACAUUACUGUUGUCAUAGGAAUGUUAUGCACAGCGUUUCAUAUAGACUAACUCAGCUGAUUGGAAUACCAUGUCUGAUAUGUAGUGGAAGUUUUAUUCUCAUCUUAUACUGAAAGGGCAUUGUAAAUACAGUAUGAAGGAGAGGUGAAAGAAGAGGUGGGAAGGAUGAAAGAACAAGAGAGAAAAAGGAGGCUGGAUCCUCCUCUCUGCUCUUUUCUCCGCUUCUCUUCCCACCCUUCCUUUCUCUCUCUCUCUCUCUCCCUCUUUCUCUAAUGUCUGUUCUGUCCAUUGGCAGUCAGUGUGAAUCGAUGGCUAUCAUAUACACACAUACUUUAUAUUACGCACUCAUUGCUAUAUCUUCUCUCAUUCUGUGAGCCUCUGUGUGCUUGUAUCACAGGAGGAGGCCGGUGGUGCUUUCAAAGGCACUGACGUUGUUAGUAUUCACUAUGUGGUGACGAAGAAAAGUUUUAUUUGAGAUGACAAUGAUCAUAUUUGAGGUCAGGAGUUUUUAUUAAUCACAGAACGGACUGUAUAGAAUUUACAGAUCACAUCUCCUCUCACAUUGAUUUUGUCUAUUUAUAGCAUUGAUCAGUUCACCUACAACAUACAAUAUAUCCUUUUUUACUUGCAUUACACAUUACAUUUAAGCCAAGCAACUCCAUCACAUCACCAAGUGAGUGUUUUUUUUUUUAAUACAACAGAGGAAACAUCCAUAAAAAUAAAUCAACCUUUUACAUAUCCAGUUUGAUAUCAUCCCUCCGUUUUCCUUUAGUUAAUGGAAACAAAAGAGAUGUAUGAAUAAAAAUACAUCACACUAAAUGGACAGAACUAGCAAAUGACAUUCAAAUUAAGCUAAGUACAAUUCUUUUGUGUUUUUUUUUACUGAAAGUAACUAAAUCUUACCCCCUUAAAUACCCUUCAAGCCUUUAAAACUCCUUGCCGAAAGGGCAACGUAGCACUUUUAUUUAUUUGUACCUUCCCUGGAAAGUAGCAGUACCUUAACAUAGCAUCAGAAUGGAUAGAAAGUUAUUCUUUUCAUUCUGAGUCUAUGGUGAACCCUCUUUAUUUCAGUGUGACUGAUGUUUUUUUUUUUUUUUAUUGUUAUUCACCACUCUUCCAAAGAGAUGGAGAGAUAAAUGUGGACAGUGUAAUUUGAUGUUUUUUAUAAACACUUAUGAAGCAAAAUCAAAAAACAUGACUUAAGUAAGUGAUGUUUUGAAUGAAAAUUUGAAGACAAUGCAGUCUUAUGACAUGGGCCUGGCCUGUUUGCAUGUGUGACUGUUUAAAGGAGAGACGAUCAGAUGUAAAAGAUGUGUCCCAGUUCCUUCCUCCAUAUUUAUUCUGACCAUGCAGUUGUUUCCAGCUGUGAGGAGCUCCUUUAUCUUAUUUGUUACUUUUACGAGCAAUAUUGUCCAUCAGCACAACACUCGACGGUUAGACAAAUUCAAAAUCUUUGAGGGUACUUUGCUUUGAAAUGUACGCAGUAUGAAGGCUCUAUGAAAUCAAACAACAAAAAUGAAAGUAUUCAUCGUAUUCAUCAAUGUUGCUUUCUCUUUGUGAAGAACAUAAUACAUCAUGCUCCAAAGCUGCAGUAUCAUUUCCUGUGGGUACGCCACUGUUAAGUUUCUUAAUUUCUUGUAAGAGCAAAAAGAAGAGCAAACAUUUCUAGAAAGUGCAUACUGUUUAUGUUGGUGAAGAUUCUCAGUCAGCCUGGUGAGGGUAAUUUUAAGAGCUAUAUUGUAGGCAACUGGACUUCUUGAAGGUGUUUCACCUUUCAUCCGAGAUGCUUCUGUUUUACCAGACUAAUCGGGAGUUGCCUGUAAACUUUGUAUGGGUGUGAACACUUAUAGAGAGGUCACGUGUGAGCUCUCAGUUUCAGACACAUUUGGGUUACGUGUUUGUUAUUGACCGUUUUGAGGAAAAACACCUGCACACUACUCUCUGUGCCAAACAAGCUUAAUGAAGACAGCGUUGUGAUCCUACUUGGAUUUUUUUCAGCAGAAAAAAAAGAACCUGACAAAAAUUAAAAGAUUUUUUUUUGACCUGAUUAAGAUCCGAGUAGGAUUGAAACGUUGGCUUCACUAAACUUGUGUGGCAUGGAGUCAGUGUGCUGUAUGGUGUUUUUUGAUAUGCACCUACGUAAUGUGUAUAUAAUUGCUCUCUUUCAUCUUGUUAACCAAUCUAGCCAUCAUUUUAGGGUUAGAUGGAUCCAGGUGUGAAUGGGCGUUAGGCUGUCUGGGGUGGAUUAUAAGUGGGUGCAAGCGAUGGUGCCAUGGAUCCAUCAAACUCUAAAGACCCACAUGUGAUCCUAACGAGUCUGAAACUAAGAGCUUAAGAGACCUCAACAACUCUGUGGUUGUGGUCUGAGGUUUCACACCUACACAGGGUUUAAAGCCAGUUGAUCAGAACUGAAGAGGCCUUUCACAUGAGAGGUUAAAUGUCUUCAAAAUACCUCAGUGUGUACAACAUAGCUCUCAGAAUUACAUAGUGUUUAGCAUGAAUAUGCAGUUUGGAGUCGGGGCACAGCUUCAAACCUUUUGUAAGCAGGAAACAAUCUGGUCUGGACUCAAAUUCAUUGAUUUCCUCUUUGAUAAAGGUGAGUCAUGUCAGACUGAGAAAAGUAAUGCAAGAAUUAAAGACAGUACUAAAAAAUACAUAUGUUUUUUGCAUCAGCUUUUAGAGGCAACAUUUUGUGAAGCAUCCACACUGAACAAAGUGAGACAUACUGGAGGCAGUUGCAGUUUCAGAUCCAAACCUCUGCUCCCCUGCCAUUGUAGGAGCUGGAAUCGACUUGUGACAGUAUGUUUAAAGCGACUCGAGCGGCAGCAGCCUCUCCCUCGUCUCUCUGAGCUCUCAUUUAAAAUGGUUUUUCAAACUUGUCUUGAAGUUUAUGGUUUCCAGCAGAACUUCCCACCAUAAAUGCUCAAUCAGUCUUCAUAUCAAAUAUAAAUUGUAUGACUUUUUGUUGCCAGCUGCCACUUUGAUCAGGAUCAUUUUCCCUUUUUUACAGUCCCUCUGGUCCGCUACAGUGUUGAAUUAUUUGGAAUGAGCCUGUUUUCGGUUUUUAUGUAUUAUAUAAUUCUUUUAUUUUUCAUCCUUCAAUUUGGAGCAGCUUCACAGCUGCUGUUAUUAAUGAUGUGUUGGAACAACUGGCCUUCUCUCUUUUCACGGACUGUUGCCAUGGUGACAUAAUGAGAACAGGUGCAAAAGUCCUUCUGCAUAUUAUUAUUAUUGGCUGUACAAAAAAA